AGUAGUAUGGGAGUGGUGGAGCCUCCACCUCUGAGAAGGCACCCAGGCAGACCCAAAAAAGUUAGAAAAAAGGAGGAUGGUGAACCAGCAGGAAGUGAGUACAGAAAGAAGUCUACAUCAGUAAGAUGUGAUAAGUGUGGGCUUCAGGGUCAUAACAGGAGAACAUGUAAAGGGGGUCAAAUUAGGAGGAAAAGGGCAAGGAAAAGCAGUACUGUGAAGGAGAGUCGAAAUGUGGGGGCUAGUGAAGCUGAAGUCAAUGUCUCUCAGCGGACAAGAUCACAUAAUGCAUCAACUGCAUUGAAUGAUAGUGUUCAAGCAAGGAAAAGAGCGAAAGCGACAGCAGCUCGGGCAAGAAGACGUGAAAAGGAGGCAAUGCAGAAGCCAAACAAGAAUUGAGUUUGGACAAAGGGGGGUUUUUUUUGGGGGGGGGGAAAUGAUGUGUAUAUAGGCCUUUUGAUUUUGGAAAUUAUCAUUACUAGACUGGACAGGUUUUCGAUAUGUGUAAUUCUGAUGUGUAUACAGGCCUUUUGAUUUUUGUCAAGUAUGUGGAAUGGACAUGUGUAUAG
Messenger RNA from Macadamia integrifolia, 566 nucleotides. RefSeq lists its product as uncharacterized. The coding region runs from base 7 to 396 and encodes 129 amino acids. NCBI's taxonomy places the organism in Eukaryota, Viridiplantae, Streptophyta, Magnoliopsida, Proteales, Proteaceae. The record is from RefSeq and is a predicted model, not a curated record. The transcript has 2 exons.